AUGUCCGCCAACCACUCUGAAGACGGUCUGGAUGGCCAAAGCUCCCAGACGCCGUCUUCUCCAGCCAGCGUUGGGGAAGUGACUCGCUCUGCUCGUUCUAACUCGAUCAUUGAGUAUGGCGCAAGAAUGGCUAGAAGAACUACCCCAGAGUCGCCUACUGGUGGUGUCACUUUGGAAAAGAAGGAAAGUUUCCCUGAUGCCAAACAACCAGAAGAGCCUCCCGCUCUUGCUUCCGCUCAGGGGAAUGUCGUGAAAUGCAUCAGAUCUCCCGGUGAUUAUGUUUUCCUCGAUUUGGACUCCAAAAACAAGUCUGAUGAGCAAGAUGUCUCGAACGAAUCCAAUGAUACCUCGCAGGAACUAGAAAGCGGAGAAGAGGAUCUUGUCGAGUCUGAUGCGAAUGAGCUCGAUCGCAAGAAUGCCCUUGAACAGAAACUCAAGGAAAUCCGCCAGAUCGUAGCGAACGAGAUUCAGAUGCCGUCUGAAGACAACAAGGAACACGAAAAGAAAGCGCAGAUCUCCAAGAGGUGGGAUGCUAAGAGCAUGAGAUGCAGCAUGUGCCGCGGUGACUGCCCAGUCUGUGGCAAAACAUGCUGUAUCUACAGCGCAGCUCGCUGCGCCAUCGUUGAAGCAAAGCCAGACACGGAGCUCUUCCGGCACGCAAAGGAGAUUCUACAGAUGAUCUUAGCUCGGGGCAAUACAAUCAUGGGACAGAACAAGUUCUCUCUGUGCACCACCCAUGGAGGCUGCGGCCGUUAUGUGUGCUCUGCGUGCUGGGGUAUUUGUCCAGUCGAACUCUGUCAGGAUGUCCAGUGCAAGGAGUGCAAGAAAGACCCCUGGGCUGCCUGCGACUGGCACGACUACUGA
Messenger RNA from Aspergillus clavatus NRRL 1, 864 nucleotides. RefSeq lists its product as uncharacterized. The record is from RefSeq and is a predicted model, not a curated record. Lineage: Eukaryota; Fungi; Ascomycota; Eurotiomycetes; Eurotiales; Aspergillaceae. Bases 1 to 864 code for a protein of 287 amino acids. The transcript is spliced from 5 exons.